This is a messenger RNA of Mesorhabditis spiculigera, 1968 nucleotides long. The record is from the annotation of a GenBank genome assembly. NCBI's taxonomy places the organism in Eukaryota, Metazoa, Nematoda, Chromadorea, Rhabditida, Rhabditidae.
AUGAAGCUGACGGGGCUAAGCCUCGCCCUUCUAGCCUCAUGGCUAGUCGCGGCUAACUCGCAGCAGCCUGCCCGCUCAAACAUGCGUACUGCCCACGCACAAAUGCAGUCCAAAGCCAGAAUGUCGGCGCUGGCCAGCAGAAGCCGACGAGAACCACCUAGGGACUGCUCCGAUGCACCAAAUGCUGACCUCAAAAGUACUUGUAAAAUGAUCCGCCACAUGGACCAUGUCGCCAGGAGGCGAGUUGCCAGACAAGCACAAUUCGGAAAUUCAAUCAUCGAGGAUACCAGGCGAAAUGGUGCCCCUAACUGGCAGCAACCAAUCCCAUUGCCUCCGAACUCGCGUGGACAUGCUGCGUACCAUCCAUAUGAUUGCAUGACGCUCAUCUGCCUCUGCCCUUUCUUCCGAGGUACCGUGCAAAAUGGGAACUGUAUCUUGGCAAGUGGACAGCCAUUGACGAUGGCCUACAGAAAGGAAUAUCGGAUGAUGACUGAUGAUGAGAGGAAUAGAUGGCACAACGCUUUGAAUGUGUUGAAGAGGAAUGGGGAGUACGACAGAUUGUCGGCUGAGCACUUGUCGGUUGGAAUUGGAUCUGGAGCUCAUUCUGGACCUGGCUUCUUGCCUUGGCAUCGUGAAUACUUGAAGCGUGUGGAAAUCGCUCUUCGACUUGUCGACCCCGGAAUCGCUAUCCCAUACUGGGAUUCGGUUAUGGAUUGGUAUCUUCCUGAUGCUCGGGAUUCGAUUAUGUUCUCGAAUAUGUUUGCGGGUGAAUCCGAUUGGUGGGGCAAUGUGGUCCAAGGACCGUUCGCGUACUGGAGAACACUUGAAGGUCGCGCUACGAUCAACAGGCAACUAGCCCGGAAAGGUCGCCUCUUCGAUGAGCAACAGAUCAACAAUAUUGUUGCCCAAAAUGCCAUCGAAUUCACAUUGGCCUAUACUGCGCCAGUUUGGGGAUGUCCUUACGGUAACAACUAUGGAGCCAUUGAAUAUACGCAUUCGAACAUUCAUCUUUGGAUUGGAGGUGAUAUGGAACCGCCAUCAACUUCUGCUAACGAGCCGAUCUUCUUCAUGCAUCAUUCCUUUGUCGAUUACCUAUGGGAACUCUGGAGACAGCUCAAGCAACCCAGAUGGCUCCGCGAGCAGGCCUACGCCCCGGACCACUACAGCUGCGCCAACCAACAGCACUUCCGCAACGCCAUCAUGAGACCAUUCCCAUACUUGUUGAAUGCUGACGGUCUCCACAAUGGAUACACCGACCAAAUGUAUCGAUAUGCGCCCAGGGCCACAUGCUCUAUUCAGAACCCGUCUUGUGGAUCGCCAUACUUGUUCUGCGACACUCGCGGAUUCCCUCAUUGUGUUGCGAAGAUCAAACCCGGCGGUAACUGCCAAGGUUUCGAAAUGUUCAAUGCCUGCUACCGUGGGCGCUGCUGGUUCGGUCGUUGCCAACAAGUGAUGGCUCAUGCUGCCAAGACGCUGCAUGUUGGUGGAAACCAGACAAUGAUGGUGAUGAGACAACGAGCUCAAGAAGAGAAUGCCAUGGUGAAGAAAGUUAAGCCUACGAUGGCCGCCCCACUCUUCGUCGACUGCUUCAAUCGACAUGAGUGCUGCGAAUCUUGGGAAUUGUUCAAUGGAUGCGACGCCCAGCCAGAAUACAUGUCGGUGUACUGUCAAGCGACGUGUGGCCUCUGUGCGCCCAGCUACAACAAAACUGAUGACUGUACUGAUCGCCAUCCUCAUUGCCCUGCAUUCGAACGGAUGGGACACUGCAAGAAUCAGUAUGCCGCGCCGUGGAUGAUGGAGAAUUGCCGUUCGACAUGUGGUAUGUGUCAGCAUGCAAAAUCUGCGACAUGUCUGCCCCAUGGAAAGCCGGUCCCAAUCCCCGUCACCCCCAAGCUCAUCCAACAAAUCAGCGGUUCCGAUGAGCCGGAAGUCGUCAAAAGACUUGCCGCCGUCCGUAGACGCCGUGUC